UUCGGUUUUUGGUUUCUUUCUACUUUUCGGACGCUUCACUUAAAAUAUUCUCAACUGAAAUUUGUUCCAAGAAAAAAAUUUUUCAUUUGCUCGUGCGUUGUAGCAAAUCUCUGUACCAAAUCCAAAGCAAACUAAGCCAAAGCCCGGAAGGAACGACAGCUUCAACAUGUCGGAGUCGGAAUCGAUCUGUCACAAGUGCAAUGAGGUCAUACAGCAGCGCAUCAUUACGGCCCUGGGCAAGACCUGGCAUCCGGAGCACUUCGCCUGCAAGGACUGCCACAAGCCGAUCACCGAGCCCACCUUCAACAUACAGAACGGAGAUCCCGUUUGCUCCGAUUGCUUCGUGAGCAACUACUCGGGCACCUGUUUCGGCUGCAAGAAGCCCAUCUUGGAGCGCACCAUCAAGGCCAUGGAGCAGUCGUGGCAUGAGGAGUGCUUCGUGUGCGCCGGUCCAUGCAAGACGCCAUUGGUGGGCACCUCGUUCUAUGAGCGAGACGGUAGGCCCUACUGUCGCGUCGACUUCGAGCAGCUGUUCGCGGCGCGCUGCGCCGGCUGCGGCCAGCCGAUAACGGAGAACGCGAUUGUGGCGCUGAAUGCCAAGUGGCAUCGGGAUUGCUUCAAGUGCAAGAAGUGCCUGACGCCCAUUACGGCGAGCACGUUCGCCGUGGAGGACAACAAGCCGCUGUGCACGACCUGCUCGGACUAGGCGGCCGGAGGGAAUGGCCAGGAGACACUACAUUAAUAGACCUUUCGCUGUAUAUUAUAGAUGUUUAUGGUAUUUGUAGUAUUCGCAGUUGUUGAACAAAGUUAAAACCUAACGAAAUUCCUUAGAGCUUAAUAUCAAGAAAUUCGAAGGUCCAAAAGCUAACAAACGGUAAAAGGUGUUAAGCCACUUUUCCACACACACACACACACACACACUCGCCACUUGGGAGAGCUUAUUGCUGCUUUC
Molecule: messenger RNA, 952 nt
Organism: Drosophila hydei
Lineage: Eukaryota; Metazoa; Arthropoda; Insecta; Diptera; Drosophilidae
Product: transforming growth factor beta-1-induced transcript 1 protein
Exons: 5
Coding region: 167-706 (179 amino acids)
Biological process (GO): positive regulation of integrin-mediated signaling pathway; cell-cell junction organization; positive regulation of substrate adhesion-dependent cell spreading
Cellular component (GO): focal adhesion; cytoplasm; cell-cell junction
Source: RefSeq, a predicted model, not a curated record